Caenorhabditis remanei is the source of this 1518-nucleotide messenger RNA. RefSeq lists its product as uncharacterized. The record is from RefSeq and is a predicted model, not a curated record. Lineage: Eukaryota; Metazoa; Nematoda; Chromadorea; Rhabditida; Rhabditidae. Bases 1 to 1518 code for a protein of 505 amino acids. The transcript is spliced from 6 exons. Gene Ontology annotation, biological process: proteolysis. Gene Ontology annotation, molecular function: metalloendopeptidase activity; zinc ion binding.
AUGAGGUUACUGUAUUCUUUUCUUUUAUUCUUUGCUUGUUUUGUGAGUGCACUUUCAGUUGGUGUACUUCCAAUUCCAAAUGAACAUGCAACUAAUAUCAAGGCAAAGUUUGAUGAUUAUGCUGAACAUUAUCUUUUGCCAGAAGAUUUUCAUAAUGCAGAAACUGCUCCAGUCAAGAAACCAACAGAUGCUGAAAUUGAAUCAAUGCAGAACUCACUUCUUUUCGAAGGAGAUAUUAUGGGAGUUCCUGAAAUUGAAAAGUCUGAUAUUCUGAAGAGACUUCGAGAUGAUCCACUUAUUGACGACGAUGAGAUUUUCAGAAAACCUUUCCACAGUGCUCUCAACUUGGUAACCUACCCAGAUAAAUUAUGGCCAGAAGGACAAGUUCCAUACAUGUUGGAAGAAGGAAUGACUAACGAUCAGAGAACGGCAAUUGCUCAAGCGUUUGAUGAAUACAAAACCAAGACUUGUGUCCGAUUUGUUCCAAAAACUGACGAUGAUUUUGAUUAUAUCUAUGUAAAGAGAAACGUGGCAUUCGGAUGUUCCUCGUAUGUUGGCAGAGCUGGUGGAAAUCAAACUGUAUCGUUGGAAGUUGAUAAGUGCUUCUCAAAGGGAAUCAUUGCUCAUGAACUGAUGCAUGCUCUCGGAUUCUUCCAUGAACAUUCGCGAACCGAUCGAGACGAUUUUGUAGAUAUCAAUGAGGAUAAUAUUCGACCUGGAAUGAUGCGUAACUUUGAGAAAUAUCCACGAAAAAUCAUUGAUUCACUCGGAAUGCCGUAUGACUAUGAAUCUGUUAUGCAUUAUCACAAGUUAGCAUUCUCUCGAAAUGGAAAACCAACAAUUGUUCCGAAAGAUAAUGAAGCAGAUGUUGGACAAAGAUAUAAACUUUCGGAAAUGGACUCAAAAAAAGUAAAUAAAUUAUAUCAAUGUGGAGAGUAUUCGAAGACAUCUUCAACAACUACAACUACAACUACAACUGCAACUUCCACAACUACAACUACCGAAGAGCCAACAACAACAACAAAAGAAGUUGAGGAGAAUUCAAAGAAUAAGAAGACGUCAAGUACCACAACAACUACUAAGAAACCAACUACUACACCUUCCACAACUAAAACCACCACAACUCCAAAACCAGUUGAAAGAUCUAGAAAUAAGAAAUGCGAAGAUCUGAAUGCUCAUUGUGGAAUGUGGGAACAACUAGGUCACUGCCAACAUUCUGUCAAAUAUAUGGCCCAUUACUGUAGAAAAGCUUGUGGUCUUUGUGAGGUUGAAGUGACAACAACUACCACGACAACAGCAAAACCACUUCCACGUGGCAAAGAAAAAGAGAAUAAAUCAUCGACGUCUUCAUCUGCCACGUCAUCAACUCCACGUACCACUGUAACAACUACAACACAACCGAAAGAAAAAUGCGAAGAUAAGAAUUUGUUCUGCAGUUACUGGGCAAAGAUUGGAGAAUGUAACAGUGAGAGCAAGUUUAUGAAGAUCUUCUGUAAAGCAUCAUGUGGUAAAUGUUGA